Molecule: messenger RNA, 1626 nt
Organism: Mobula hypostoma (lesser devil ray)
Lineage: Eukaryota; Metazoa; Chordata; Chondrichthyes; Myliobatiformes; Myliobatidae
Gene: pnp4a
Product: purine nucleoside phosphorylase 4a
Exons: 6
Coding region: 117-1016 (299 amino acids)
Biological process (GO): nucleoside metabolic process
Cellular component (GO): cytoplasm
Molecular function (GO): purine-nucleoside phosphorylase activity
Source: RefSeq, a predicted model, not a curated record
AAAUGCUAAUUGACGGCCUGUACGAGGGGUCACACAGUGAACACUGCGCUCAUUUAGUGAACUAACUGAGGGAAACGUUCCUGUAAGGAACCAAAGGAGACGACGUGAGAUUUGAUAUGAUGCAUUCUGUAGAUGUCAUUUGUUAUGAGACGUAUCUGGAGACAGCAGAAUGGUUGCUAUCAAGGAUCAAACGCCGACCAAAGGUUGCGAUAAUCUGCGGCUCUGGACUGGGAAUGCUUGCUAAGACACUCAAUGAUCACGAGUCCUUCAAGUACGAUGAUAUUCCCAACUUCCCUAAAAGCACAGUGAAAGGACAUAUGAGCCAACUUGUAUUCGGAGAGCUGAAGGGGAAGACUUGUGUCUGCAUGCAAGGGCGUUUCCAUAUGUAUGAAGGAUACUCACUCGCAAAGGUGACUUUCCCAGUCCGUGUGUUCCGACUACUGGGUGUGGAAGUUCUGAUCGUAACCAAUGCCGCUGGAUCACUAGCAGAUGACUACAGCACCGGAGACCUCAUGAUCAUCAAGGAUCACCUUAAUAUACCAGGCCUGGCAGGGCAACAUCCUCUCCGAGGCCCCAACGAUGAGCGGUUUGGAUGCCGUUUUCCCUCCAUGUCCGACGCAUAUGACAGAGCUCUGGGCAAGCUGACCCUGGACAUAAGCACUGAGCUGAACUGCAGCAACAUUAUGCAUGAAGGUGUUUACUGCAUGGUUGGAGGCCCCAGCUUCGAGACAAUUGCUGAGGCACACCUUCUUCACAGGCUCGGAGCUGAUGCUGUGGGAAUGAGCACUGUUCCCGAGGUCACCGUGGCGAGACACUGUGGCCUGCGAGUGUUCGGACUCUCUCUGAUCACCAACACCAUUACAAGGGAGUAUAACAACGUUGAAGUGGUGGACCAUGAUGAUGUCCUGAGUAUCAGCAAAAUGAGGACAGGUGUGGUGCAGAGCCUGAUAACGGAGCUGGUGGGUCGCCUGGAGCUGACAUCCACUAGAACGCAGGGCAUACAAGACAGAACGUAGAACAUUACAGCACAGUACAGGGCCUUUGGCCCACCUUUUAACCUACUAACCCUUCCCUUCUACAUGUAGGGGGUUUCGAUUUUUAUUUUACUGCGGAGGCUAAUUAAAAUGGCGUCUUUGUUAUGUUAAUCUGGGGAAUGCGGCUUUGUUGUCUUAAACGCUGAGAAAGUUUGCACUAGCAGCUUGUUGUGGUUUAGAGGGUGAUAAGAAGUACGUUAUUAACCAAUUGGGAUAGUUGUUAUGGUUUUGGUGUAUUUGAAGAUACUGUUUGUAUGGGGGUUUUGGGGGCAGAAGGUGGGAGAGCGAGACAGAGGAUGGACGAGGUGCUGUGAGUCCGCUAAUGGGGUCAGACCCCGAGCGGGACGUUCGGCAAGGAGACGGAGACGGACUCGUGUGGAGCGCCUGGUCGACCACCGUUGUUGGUCCCAGGGGGCCGGUCGAGGUGGUCCGAGGGGGUCGCAGGGUGAAGAAGAAGGUCCUUGAGCUCCAACGGUUUUGUGCACGAAGAGAUUGAACUUUGAUAAGUGUGGCGCCUUUUAUUUUCCUUUUAUAUUUUAUUCUCUUUUAAUUAUAUAGUUCCAGUAAUAUCUAUAAACUGUAUAUCAUUUAA